Molecule: messenger RNA, 1047 nt
Organism: Staurois parvus
Lineage: Eukaryota; Metazoa; Chordata; Amphibia; Anura; Ranidae
Source: the annotation of a GenBank genome assembly
GGCGCCUAUGGGCAUCCGCCUGUCCCCUCUGGGGAUCGGGGUGUUCUGCCUGCUGGGGCUUGGUGUCCUCUAUCACGUCUACUCGGGGCUCCUGACAUGGCGCCUGUCGGCCUUCAUGUUGGAGAUCGGGCUGGCACGAGCGGAGGGGGGCAGCGUGGUGGAUCUGCGGGAGCUGCUGGCGGCGGCGGUGCAGGCGGCGGAGCUGGGCGGGGUGGAGGUGAGGACGGUGCGGGAGAGCAACAAGCUGAACGAGAACUCCAAGGGGAAGACCGAGAGGGGGUGGAAGACAAGAUGACCCGGGGGGACCUCCUCUCCAACCUGAGGAUGGCAAGCCUCAUCAAGAACUCCUUCCCCGGGGUGCAGGUGAAUACUGAAGAGCACCUUGAGGAAGCUGAUAAAGAGUCAAUCUGGGAUCGAAAAAUGCCAGAUGAUAUUAAAGACAAAAUCCAGACUGCAAAAUUAGUUCCCACAGAAAGUAUUACUGUAUGGAUUGAUCCCUUGGAUGCAACACAUGAGUAUACAGAGAAUCUUGUUAACUAUGUUACAACUAUGGUAUGUGUUGCUGUGGAUGGAAAGCCUGUUAUAGGAGUAAUACAUAAACCUUUCACGCAUUAUACUGCAUGGGCGAUGGUAGAAGGAGGCUCAAAUGUGAAGAGACGGGCAUCUUAUGAUGAGAAAAGUCCAACAAUCAUUGUGUCUCGAAGCCAUUCUGGGAAAGUCAAAGAAGUGACCCUCCAAACUUUUGGCAAUCAUACUAAAAUCAUAUCUGCUGGAGGAUCAGGUUAUAAAGUUCUCUCUUUGCUUGAUGUGACUGGGAAUGAAAAACAAGAAACAGCUGAUGUGUAUAUUCAUGUCACCUAUAUCAAGAAGUGGGACAUUUGUGCGGGAAAUGCCAUACUCAGUGCACUUGGUGGUCAGAUGACUAACCUUAAAGGAGAAGAUGUCAUUUAUACUGGACUAGAUGGAAACGAAGGAGGAUUGCUAGCUAGCAUUGGGAUGGACCAUAAUGCACUUGUUGAAAAGUUAGCUUCAAAAAUCUCCGAUUGA